Molecule: messenger RNA, 2978 nt
Organism: Hippocampus zosterae (dwarf seahorse)
Lineage: Eukaryota; Metazoa; Chordata; Actinopteri; Syngnathiformes; Syngnathidae
Gene: uhrf1
Product: ubiquitin-like with PHD and ring finger domains 1
Exons: 17
Coding region: 169-2502 (777 amino acids)
Biological process (GO): negative regulation of gene expression via chromosomal CpG island methylation
Molecular function (GO): ubiquitin protein ligase activity; protein binding
Source: RefSeq, a predicted model, not a curated record
AACAAUCGUGAAAUCAGGCGGGAUAUCAAAGUCUUGAAGAAUUACUCAUUGAAAGGAAGCCAACAAGCAUAAGAGUUAGACUUGUUGGAGCUGUUAAGAAGUUACGGGACUUAAACAACCAAGUUCACCCGUUUCUCUUUUUACACGUGGACAAACAGGGCAGCUGCAAUGUGGAUUCAAGUGCGAACAAUGGAUGGCAAAGUGACCCACAGGGUCGAUUCGCUCUCCAAACUCACCAAAGUGGACGAGCUGCGCCUGAAGAUUUCGGAGCUAUUUAAGGUGGAGCCGGAGAGACAGAGGUUGUUCUACCGUGGCAAGCAGAUGGAGGAUGGACACACAAUAUUUGACUACAACGUGGGCCUUAAUGACAUUGUGCAGUUGCUAAUUAGACAGAACAUGCCCCGUGUUGAAAUGACCAAAAACAAAGACAAAGAAGCAGAGCUUUCUGACUCUGAUUCUGGCUGCGGCUCAACCCAGAGUGAGUCUGACAAGAGUUCGACUCAUGGUGAGAUGGAAGUUCAGACCGCUGGUACCUCUGUCCAAGUAAGCCCCUCACAGGUCUUGGAACCCGGAUUCGGAUUUUACAAGGUCAAUGAAAUGGUGGAUGCGAGGGACUUGAAUAUGGGGGCUUGGUUUGAGGCCCAGAUCGUGAAUGUCACCAGGAGCCCCAAGACUCCCAAAGUGGCUGUUGUUGAUGUUGAGCAUGAAGAAGAGGAGAUACUGUACCACGUGAAAUAUGAAGAUUAUCCAGAGAAUGGCGUGAUCCCUCUUCUGGCUAAGGAUGUUCGCCCGAGGGCCCGGACUGUGUACCAGUGGCACCAGUUGGAGCCUGGUAUGAUUGUUAUGCUCAACUACAACCCAGAUGAUCCCAAGGAGCGUGGCUACUGGUAUGAUGCUGAGAUCCAGAGGAAAAGGGAAACACGCACCCUGCGGGAGAUUUACGCAAAGAUUAUUCUUGGAGAUGCAGGGGACUCUCUCAACGAUUGCCGGAUUAUGUUUGUGACCGAAAUUUAUAAAAUUGAGGAGCCUGGUUCACAAAGUGAUAUGCCGGCUGGAUCUGAGAGCCCACUGAAAAGAUCAAAUGGACCUGAGUGCAAGCAGUGCAAGGAUGACCCCGAUAAAAUCUGCCGCUGGUGUAACUGUAACAUUUGCGGCAUCAAGCAAGAUCCUGACAAACAGCUUCUGUGUGACGAAUGUGACCUGGCCUAUCACACAUACUGCCUGAACCCACCGCUCACUGCCAUCCCAGAGGAUGAAGAUUGGUAUUGCCCAAAUUGCCGCAAUGACUCCAAUGAGGUUGUCCGUGCUGGAGAGAAGCUGAAAGAGAGUAAGAAGAAAGCUAAAAUGGCUUCUGCCAGCUCUUCAAGCCAGAGGGAUUGGGGCAAGGGAAUGGCCUGCGUUGGGCGAACCAAGCAGUGUACCAUUGUCCCAUCAAACCACUAUGGCCCUAUCCCUGGUGUUCCUGUUGGCUCAUUGUGGAAGUUUAGAGUGCAGGUGAGCGAGUCUGGCGUCCACAGGCCACACGUAGCUGGGAUCCACGGCAGAAACAAUGAUGGGGCCUACUCUCUGGUCUUGGCAGGAGGCUAUGAAGAUGAUGUGGAUGAUGGGAAUGAGUUUACUUACACCGGUUCUGGAGGUCGAGAUCUGUCUGGGAAUAAGAGGACUGCUGAGCAAUCAUGUGAUCAGACACUUACUCACAUGAACCGUGCACUUGCUCUUAACUGCAAUGUUCCUGUGAACGACAAAAAUGGUGCUCAGGCAAAGAACUGGAAGGAUGGGAAGCCAGUUCGAGUGGUUCGCAGCUGGAAAGGACGAAAGCACAGUAAAUACUGCCCUGAGGAAGGAAACAGAUAUGAUGGGAUAUACAAAAUCGUGAAGUACUGGCCCGCUAAAGGCAAAUCUGGCUUCUUGGUUUGGCGCUACCUCCUUAAGCGGGAUGAUGAUGAGCCAGCACCAUGGACCAGAGAUGGCAAGGAACGUAUCAAGAAACUUGGUCUUGCAUUGCAGUAUCCUGCCGGUUAUCAGAAGGAGAAAGAGAACAAAAAUGAAGUGGAAGAGGAGGAAACACCCAGCAAGGCAAAGAGAAAGAGAGAGUCCCAGAGCAUUGAAUCCACCAAGAAUUCACCAGCCAAGAGUCCCAAGAAGGUGAAAGUGGAAGUAUAUAAGCUGUCUGGAGAGCAGAAGGCACUCAUUAAGGAUGACACGCAAAACAAGAAAGUGUGGGAUGAAGCCAUGGAGUCACUGUCACUCGGCCCGAAAUUUCUGAACAAAGUUGAAGAAGUUUUCCUCUGCAUUUGCUGCCAAGAAGUAGUCUAUCGGCCCAUCACCACUGAGUGCCAUCACAAUGUCUGCAAGGAAUGCCUUCAGCGAUCCUUCAGGGCAGAUGUGUACACCUGCCCGGCCUGCAGACAUGACUUGGGCAAAAACUACUCCAUGACUGUCAACAAGUCUCUGCAAGAGAUCCUGAAUCAAUUUUUCCCAGGUUAUAGCAAUGGCCGAUGAUUAAGAGCUUCUGCAACUCAGCCAUGGUAGAAACAAUGCAAAGUGUAAGGGCAAUUGUCGUUUAGAGGCUAUAAAGAAUUCGUUUCUCCUAAUAUAUUCUCAUGAAUUAUAAAUCUACCGUUCUUGUGGACUUCAGUGCUCAUCUGUCUUCCAUGAUGGUUCUUCAAUGAUGUGUUAGUUAUGAUAAAUUGUUUUUUUUUUGUUUCUUACUGCCUGUAUUCUUUAUGACGUUGCAACCAUGAAAUGUGAUUUUUACAGUUUUUGGUCUAUUUACUAAUACUUGUUAACUCCACCGAGAAAGAAGUGUCAAACAUUUGUUUUGUGUGGUUUUGAUUGAUUGCUCCUGAAGAGGAUGUUCAACAUCUUAAGCUAUGUCCCCAAAUCAGCUUUUUUUUGUUUCAAUUACAACAAGAGUAAUUUUACAGUCAUGAAAUUCAACUAGAUGGUGCACAUUAAACCAUCAGUUAGACAUCGUU